Messenger RNA from Rhipicephalus sanguineus (brown dog tick), 1822 nucleotides. Its product is annotated as DNA replication licensing factor MCM6-like. The record is from RefSeq and is a predicted model, not a curated record. Gene Ontology annotation, biological process: mitotic DNA replication; double-strand break repair via break-induced replication; DNA replication initiation. Lineage: Eukaryota; Metazoa; Arthropoda; Arachnida; Ixodida; Ixodidae. Gene Ontology annotation, cellular component: MCM complex; nucleus. Gene Ontology annotation, molecular function: ATP binding; single-stranded 3'-5' DNA helicase activity; single-stranded DNA binding.
GUGCAAGAAUGAACGGAAUGAGGUCAAGUACGUUGAGGAAGCGAGGAAUCUGGUGAAGCCAGAGCGAAAUACGCUGGAAGUGAGCUUUGCCGACGUUGAGCGCUUCAACCAGAACCUUGCUACUGUCGUCCAGGAAGAGUACUAUCGUGUGUACCCCUACCUGUGUCGUGCCUUACGCAACUUCGUCAGGGAUCACGCUGAAGUGAAUGUCGAGAAAGAAUACUAUGUCAGCUUUGUGGAUGUGGCCACGAGACACAAGGUGCGAGAGUUAACAACCGCUAAGGUUGGCAGCCUGCUGAAGAUCAGUGGCCAAGUUGUGCGUACCCAUCCGGUGCACCCAGAGCUUGUCAGUGGCACAUUCAUCUGCGUCGACUGCCAGACAGUUGUCAGUGGCGUGGAGCAGCAGUUCAAAUACACGCAGCCGACCAUCUGUAGAAACCCUGUGUGCCAGAACAGGACACGUUUCAUUCUCGACACGAACAAGUCGACAUUUGUGGAUUUUCAGAAGGUUCGCAUACAGGAAACGCAGGCCGAACUUCCCCGAGGAAACAUUCCACGCAGUGUCGAGGUUAUUGUACGUGCAGAGGCAGUUGAAGUCGCCCAAGCAGGUGACAGGUGUGAUUUCACAGGCACACUCAUUGUAGUCCCUGAUGUCAGCCAGCUAACCACACCAGGUCUGCGCACUGAAAGUUCUGCCCACCACAAAGGCAUGGAAGGUUUUGAGACUGAGGGAGUUCGUGGCCUGAAGAAUCUCGGUGUGCGUGAGAUGUCCUACAGGCUUGCCUUUCUGGCCUGCACUGUCGAGCAGACCAACCCCAGGUUGGGAGGCAAGGCAGCAUCAGCGGAAGAGUUAACUCCGGAAGCCAUGAAGCAGCAGUUGACCCCUGAGCAGUGGGACCGCAUUUACGCCAUGAGCCAAGAAGACCUGUACCACAACUUGAUCGCAAGCUUGUUCCCCACUAUUCACGGCAAUGAUGAGAUCAAGCGUGGUAUCCUGAUUAUGCUCUUUGGCGGAGUGCCUAAGACAACGGAGGAAAAUACCACCCUGAGAGGUGACAUCAACAUCUGCAUUGUGGGGGACCCCAGCACAGCCAAAAGCCAGUUUCUCAAGCAGGUGUCCGAGUUCGCACCGCGAGCGGUGUACACAAGUGGCAAAGCAUCAAGUGCAGCCGGUUUGACAGCAGCCGUUGUUCGUGAUGAAGAGUCCCAUGAGUUUGUCAUCGAAGCUGGUGCACUCAUGCUUGCUGACAACGGUGUCUGCUGCAUCGACGAGUUUGACAAGAUGGAGGUUCGAGAUCAGGUGGCCAUUCAUGAAGCCAUGGAGCAGCAGACUAUUUCUAUUACCAAAGCUGGUGUCAAGGCAACUUUGAAUGCACGAACGUCUAUCCUGGCGGCAGCCAAUCCAAUCGGGGGUCGUUAUGAUCGUACCAAGUCACUGAGACAAAACAUUGCAUUGUCACCCCCUAUCAUGUCACGCUUUGACCUUUUCUUCAUCUUGGUAGAUGAAUGCAAUGAGGUCACCGAUUACGCAAUUGCACGGCGCAUCAUAGAUCUGCACUGCCACCAUGAAGAUAGCCUCGAGAAGAAAUACAGUCAUGAAGACAUUCAGCGUUACAUUCAGUUUGCACGGAUGUUUAAGCCUAAGGUCAGCACGGAGGCACGGGACUACCUCGUGGAACAGUACCGGCAGCUACGACAGCGUGAUGCCGGAGGCCUGUCGAAGUCGUCGUGGAGAAUCACUGUGCGGCAGCUGGAAAGCAUGAUUCGCAUUGCCGAGGGCAUUGCUCGGAUGCACUGCUCGGACCAGACUCCGGCUGGCUGA